Molecule: messenger RNA, 1930 nt
Organism: Pectinophora gossypiella (pink bollworm)
Lineage: Eukaryota; Metazoa; Arthropoda; Insecta; Lepidoptera; Gelechiidae
Exons: 1
Coding region: 66-1679 (537 amino acids)
Source: RefSeq, a predicted model, not a curated record
CGUUCAGUCUCCGCGCGCCUCGCCAGCGCGCCGUCACGCGACCCGACGAAAGUGAAAUUACCACGAUGAAACUGACAGUGCGACUAGUAACCUUUUGCGCAUUGGCAUUGGCCUACGCGGAUCCUAAUGACCCGACGCAAAUCGAAAAAUACAACGAGAAAGUGAAGACGUACCAGUUGGAUGUGCCUGGAAAACAACCUAUCACCAUUAUCGAAGCUGGACCCGUAACUGAGCCACAACAUCGAUGGGAAGAAAUUGCCGUGGAUAAGGAUGAUAUUGAAGUGAAAAAUUUAAUGACGCACAUAGUUCACGACGUUAACGAUAAUAACCCCCGGUGUUACGGGCCGUCGUGUCAAGAAGGGUUUAACGGGGAAGAAGGACCACAAAAAGAGUUUGAUGACUAUAUUUUAGAUACAGAUAAAGUUAAAGAUUACCGCGAUUUCUCCAAGGAUCGUCUAGAAGCAAUAACAGCACUUGCGGCGAAACUCAAAAAAGACAAAUUAAAAGCGGAUCGUUAUUCAUCCUUGAAUAAUGAUGAACCUGAGGAUGAUGAUGGAAAUGGAAAAGUGUACACUUCAUGGAACAGACUGAAGGUCAAACAGCACAAACAUCCCUAUGAUGACAAAGAUGGGUGGGUGACAUUGGAACCAGUGGCAUGGUCUACCAGCAAGAUAUCGAAAUGGAAGCCAAAUAUCAAGAAACAUAAACCCACUGUUUGGAAUGAUGAUCAAGAUAGGUUUCCUACUGACGAUCCCUACAAUUCUUACCAAGGAAUGGGGAACAGUUACAAUUACCCACAAAAGAAACCUACUCCCACUUCUAUGCCCCGACCACAGUAUAUUAACAACAAAUUGCACGUACCAAUAGAUUAUGAUGCGGAAAUACCUUCAAAACCGUCAUGGGCAAAGCCCCAGCAAAGUUCUUUUACAUCAACAUGGUCUCCAGAUGAAAGCAGGCGUCCUCACAGACCUAACUGCGAUUCACAUGAAAGUUACCCUGCCGAUGAUUCAGUAUAUUAUGGAAUAUCAGAUUCAGUAGUAACUGAUCAUCGUCCUUCUAAUUUCCCUCACGAGUAUGAAGCUUUACAUCAGGCGGUAGUGCACCGACCUCUUCGUCGACCUACUCAAGUGGUAUAUGCGGGGUCAUCAGAUUUUGACAGCGACCGUUCAUCGCGACCUCCUUAUGGCGAUGGGCAGUGGGUAUUACUUUCAACUACAAAAGGAUAUCGGAAUAAAAAGCGUCAGAGGUCACUGAACCCUGCUGCCUCCGACGACCGCACGGAUUACCCGUCCGUGACGUCACACCAAGCGGUAGCGUUGACAGUGUUGCCAGUAGACAACGCGCAUACAAACAUGACGACUUCUCAUGGAGGGUUAUUGGAGGUGGAGAAGAGCUUCCAAACUGUAGAAGAAUCGAAGCGUGAUAUGGAUAAGUUGCAGGAUUUAGGUACGGCAGGGACGCAGCAUAAGCCGGUUUAUAAUAGAGUGGUUAAGAGAAAGAUAGUUUCGAACGUGUCGCCUGAUAGUUCGACGGUACUGGCGGCUGUGGGUGCGGGUAUGGUUCCUGCUACUAUGGCCAUGGUCGUGCCCAUGAUGCUCGGGCGCCGGCGGCGGAGAGACCUCAGUGAAUCAAUACCUGAACAAAUACACAUGCAAAAUAUCUAUUACAGAUAUCAAUAGACUUUAUUCGUAAUUUAUUUAAAUUAUUUAUUUAUUUAUUAUAAGUACUUAAUUAAUAUAUGACUGUGAUUGUUGUUAAGUUUGAAUGGAUAUGCGUGAAAUGUUUGCGAGUACUCAAACGUACUUAGAUGUAAGAUAGUAAAAAUGCCACGAUUGUAUUUGGGUGCCUCGAAUCUGUUGCUUGUGUACCUUUUACAAUGGCCUUCAUUAGUUUAAUUCAUUAAUUUAUUUGACGAAAAAUAAAACGACAA